AUGGCGGCGGGACGCGGCGGGGGCCGGAAGGGGGUGACGGUCGCGCUCCUCUUGCUCGCUGUGCUGACGCCGGCGGGCGCCGUCCCAGCUGCCGCUCUCCCUGUAGUAAUCAACACCUGGGCGUUUAGGACGGCCGCAGAGACAGCUUGGAGAGUAUUAGAGUCGGGAGGUUCAGAGCUGGAUGCGGUCGAGAGAGGCUGUGGUCAGUGUGAGAUCGAUCAGUGCGAUGGGAGCGUGGGAUACGGAGGAAGCCCAGAUGAAAGUGGAGAAACAACUCUGGAUGCAAUGAUUAUGGAUGGCAACACUAUGGAAGUUGGGGCUGUUGCGGAUCUCAGGCAUGUGAAAAAUGCAAUUGGUGUAGCACGAAAGGUCAUUGAGUACACUAAGCAUACAUUACUAGUGGGAGAGUCAGCCUCCCUGUUUGCUGUAAGAAUGGGGUUUCCAUAUGAAGAUUUAACUACCCAGAAAUCCCUUUCACUGUAUUCAGAGUGGCUUAAUCAAAGCUGUCAGCCAAACUACUGGAAGAAUGUGGUGCCAGACUCUUCAAAAUCCUGUGGACCAUAUAAACGGCGUGAAGAAAUAACUUGUAAAGAAGAACAGUCCAGCUCACAAAGAAGUGUUCAUAACCAUGAUACUAUUGGUAUGGUUGUAAUUGGUGUGAGUGGAACCGUUGCUUCCGGGACAUCUACUAAUGGUGCAAUCCACAAACUUCCAGGCCGUGUCGGAGAUUCUCCGAUAGCUGGAGCGGGAUCCUAUGCAGACAGUACAGCCGGAGGAGCUGCAGCCACUGGGGAUGGUGACAUCAUGAUGCGCUUCUUACCCAGUUAUCAAGCUGUGGAAUAUAUGAGGAUGGGAACAGACCCAACAGUGGCCUGUCAGAAAGUUAUUUCCAGAAUCCAGAAGUAUGCUCCAGAGUUCUUUGGUGCUAUCAUUUGUGCCAAUACAACUGGAAGUUAUGGUGCUGCAUGUAAUAAAAUUCCAGGGUUCACUCAGUUUCACUUCAUGGUUUCAAGCCCUUUGCUAAGUCGACCAACUGAGCAAGUAGUAGACUGCAUGUAAUUUCUUUUGUCCUAUUAGAAUCUCAACUUGGAAGAGGACAGUGAUAAAUUCCACCUUAAAAUUGCUUCUUAAAAUGGUUGUUUCUAGCAGUUAAUGGCUGUUAUGGUCUGAUUGUUUUCCUAAGAACUGAGUAGCCAGAUGUGAUGAAUAGUAACCAUUGAACAGGCCCUUUGCCUUGCCAUGUAAAAAUAUAUUUGUCAGAUGUUUGGAAUAACAGGCUGGAAGUGGAACUAUGACUCUAUACAUAAGACUCAUGUUGAGAAUAUUUAAUUGUCUUUCUAAGUUUUAGUCCAGAUUUUCUUUUCUCUUGAAAAAAAAAAUUCCAUGAAAAUGCUAGCACGCAAUGAAGGGGGCUUAAGGAGUAGUGGAGACUGUUUCAAAGCUUCAAUGAAGUGAUAAGAAGUCCUUAUGGACCGUUCUAACUUGUUCCACAACAGCUGGGAAUAUGUUUGAAUGGAGAGUACAUAAAAGCAUCCCUGGUAGUACAAACCUUCAAGGAACUUUGCUUGACUGACUGGAUGUGAAGACAAUUGGAAAUCAUCCUGUCACCUCUUUUUUGUAGUGGAAGUUAAGUUAUGAACCAUAAUCACAGUGAUUUCUUUGUCAGUAAUGUGCUGUGCACUCACCCUGUCCUACAGCACAUUAACCUCUGCAAAGGAGCAGUUGAAUGCCUAGAGUAUGACAGUUACCUACGGGUUUUGUCACUUUCUGUGUCUAGGGACACCAGGAUUCAUUUGUAAUAGAACUUUAGCAUCAUGAGGAUUAUUGCACAGGUAUUUGAAGAUAUGUUUGAUCAUUCUCUUAAAUUGGUGGCUUGCUGAUCAUUUGAUGGAAUCUUUGCUAAACUUGAGCUAGGAAAUGGCAAAAGGGGUAGCAAGUGAAAAGAGUGUGUCUUGUCACUCUAAUUAUUCUCUGUCUACUUAAAUAAAAUCAUUCGGUGAUAAAAGCAGACCUUAAUGUAUUAAUGAAGUUGCUUGAAGAUGCUUGUGUACUGUGCCUUAGAUUGAUUGUUGCUUUCUGUUUCAAGUUGGUAUCUUUAAAAGCUGGAAAUAAACCAUUCAAAUUAGAAUGGCUAUCUUUAAUGGCCUGCUACUGAAUUUCAUCAACAAAGUGAUUUACUCAGUUCUGUCACUGGAUCCUCAGACCAUGUUGUAGCAGUAUUCGCUGCAGGCCACAGAAAGAAACUCCUACUGUCAGAGAAACUCCUACUGAAUAAAUCUGUAAUGGCUUAAGAUAAGUUUUCUACCUGUGCUACCUACAAUCCUUCUGCCAUGGCUGCUCUAUCUUCAGAUAACUCAGGCAGUCCAGUGCAAAUAGAUUAACAAAAUCCCACUGAUUGCUACUUUGAAGAUUGCAUUAUGGAUUAUGAAUGUAGAAGGUUCAGAACUGGGAGCUGAACGGUAAUGUCUCAAAUUGCUGCUGCUGACAGCAGGAUUUCCUCCAGGAUUAAUUUCUGAAGUAGGUUUGGGAACAUCCAUAGCUUGCUUUCUAGAGUGCUUAUGCCACUCUGUACUAGCUAGUCUAUGGCAGUGAAAGUUAUGAAUGCCCUGUAACAGUGUACCUGAAAGUCACUGUUAGCACAGUGCUAACUUCCUACAGUCUGUGCUGAUUGACAGCAGCUGAACGUGAGCCAGCUGUAUCCAGGUAGCCAAGAAGGCAUCUUGGCCAGUAUCAAAAAUAGUGUGGCCUGUGGGACCAGAGCAGGGAUUGUCCCUCUGUACUUGGCACUGGUGAAGCCACACUUUGAGUGCUGUGUCCAGUUCUGGGCCCCUCACAACACAAGGGGCAUUGAAGGGCUGGAGUGAUUCCAGAGAAGGGGAAUGGAGCUGUUGAAGGGUCUAGAGAGUAAAUCCUAGGAGUGGCUGAGGAAGUGGGGUUGUUUAGCCUGGAGAAAAGGACGUUCAGGGGAGACCUUAUUGCUCUCUACAACUGCCUGAAAGGAGGGUGUAGUAAGGUGGGAGACAGCCUCUUUACCCAGACUACCAGUGACAGUACAAGGGGAAAUGGCCUCAAACUGUGCCAAGGGAACUUAAGGCUGGAUAUCAGGAGAAGUUUCUUAACUGGAAGGGUAGUUAAGCAUAGGAAUGGGCUGCCCAGGGAGAUGAUGGAGUCACUAUCUCUGGAAGUGUUUAAAAGACUGGACAUAGCACUUUGUGGUACGGUUUUGUUGGCAUGGUGAUGUUUGCUGAAAGGUUGGACUUGGUGAUCCUGGAGAUCUUUUCCAACCUUACUGAUUUUAUUAUCCUAUGAAGAUUACUUGUCUCCAUGAGACAUAGGUACUAAUACAUGUGAUUUGAUAAUGUGGAUUGCUUUGUGAUGAUGCAUUAGUGAUAAAUGAAAGGCUUACUUUGUGUAAAUUAUUUGGAUAUAUCAUUAAUUUGACAGUAUAUUAAAUCAUAAUAUUGACAAUGUACCAUUCUGAUGUUAUGGACAGAAUUCAGAAUUAGAAAAAUAUCAUGCUUGAUAUUUUGUCUUAAAAUAUUUAAGGUUGUUAAUGGUGUUCUGUUACACUUAGGACACACAUUGUUUUAGGAAAGAUAAAUAUCAAGUACAAACUCCUGUCAAAAGUAAGCAAAAUUUGGGACAGUUUCUGUUGGGGUUGCAAAAAAGUAUUUUACUGUUUUCGAUUUCAGUUUUUACUACCCAACUUUUACGACACAGAGUAUGAUGAUUUGUGAUUUACUGGUUCAAUUGAAUGCCUCUGUCUGUAAAGCUGUGGGGAUUUUUUAAGUUCAUUAGCUUCUUUUUAGCCUUUUUUUCUGUUUCUAAAGACAGAAAAAGAAUCUUUGCUCAACAGUCUGACUAAAAGUGAGCUAUGCUCUGUUUUU
Messenger RNA from Cinclus cinclus, 3887 nucleotides. RefSeq names its product aspartylglucosaminidase (gene AGA). The record is from RefSeq and is a predicted model, not a curated record. Gene Ontology annotation, molecular function: N4-(beta-N-acetylglucosaminyl)-L-asparaginase activity. Gene Ontology annotation, biological process: protein deglycosylation. The transcript is spliced from 9 exons. Bases 1 to 1059 code for a protein of 352 amino acids. Lineage: Eukaryota; Metazoa; Chordata; Aves; Passeriformes; Cinclidae. Gene Ontology annotation, cellular component: lysosome.